UUGCCUAAACACAUUUUCAAUGGAAGCUGAGUAUAAGGGUCUUAGCACAAAUGAUGGAGUUUCAUGGACACAUUUCUUAAGACAGUUCCUUGUGAAUAGUAUAGCGUUAAUGUUCUACUUCAUGUUCGGGCUGUCUCUGGGCGCCCCGACAGUCCUCUUGCCGCAGCUGAGGAAGGAAGCGAACUCUACAGAAGCCGCCAGCGAGGACAUGGCGUCAUGGAUCGCGUCCAUUGGCGGAUACAUGGGAGUGCCGUGGAGUGUGGCUUUACCAAUUAUCAUGUACUAUUUUGGCAGAAGGAAGAGCUGCGUUUUCGUCGUUCUUAACACUUUCACUGCAUUUAUUGUGCUCUACUGCAGUACCGAUGCCACUCAGAUAUUAAUCAGUCAAGUUCUGCAAGGAGUUAACGCUGCCUCACAGACCAGUCUCACCGUUAUUAUAAUGACUGAGUACACUUCACCCGAGUAUAGAGGAGUAUUUUGUACGACAAAAAGUGUGAUGAUGUAUUUAGGGGUGUGGGUAGCAAAUGCAAUAGGGAUGUUUUUUCAUUGGAGUAACAUCGCAGUUUUGGGAAUCGCAUGUUCGGUUUACAAUUUUGUUGCUAUACUGAUUAUGCCCGAAUCCCCGUAUUGGUUAGUCAGUCAAGAAAAAAUUACAGAAUGUGUAUCGUCCCAUCGCUGGUUAAAAGGUUUUAAUAAGAAAUCAGACACUGAACUUAAUGAUAUUUUGAAUAAUAACACAAAGAAAUCUAAUAGGAAAUACAAAAGUAUAUCUUCUCGGCUAAAGAAUUGUUACGUAUCUUUAUUGCAAGAAGAGGUAUAUAAAGCUCUUUUAAUAUCUUUAUUAGUAGUAGGCUCUUGCUUUAUGAGUGGAAAAAUGGUUUGUGCUGUUUAUGCAAUAGAAAUACUACACAAGAUAACAAAAAAUGAAUCUACGGCAUAUUAUGGUAUGUUAAUAAUAGAUGCUAUUACAAUAUGUGGUAUGAUGGUAGGUAGUGUUAUGUCUAAAUUUAUUAAAAAGUUUUAUUGCUAUGGUCUCUGACUGCAGGAACGUCUGCUUUGUAUAUUAUUUGUUUGUAUUUAUAUUUAGUAAACUCUUCUUUAAUCUUUGAGAAUACUUAUGUUUCAUUAGGUUUGUUAAUAAUAUUUUCAUUGACUAUAAGUUGUGGGGCAGUUAUGGCUUUAUCAAUAUUUGGAGAGACAUUACCUCUUAAAUGUAGAGGAUUGAGUGUGUGUAUUGUUUCUAUGUUCGCGAAAACGGGAUUAGGAACUGUUCUCAAAAUUUCACCAAUACUUUUUAAACAUUUCGGUAAUCAUGGGUGUUUUUUGUGUUAUGCGAUUGUUAGCACAGUAUUGAUAAUUUUAAUGCUUAAAUUUUUACCAGAAACUAAAAACAAGACAUUGCAUGAGAUUGCAAAUAGUUUUAAAACUAAGGACAUAGGAAAGAAAUCGGAGAGCAGCCAGUUACAACAAGGAUGAAUACUGAAAUCAAUCAGUUGGUACACAGAGACAAAAUAUAGGAGAAUGCAUUUAUUUGGGAUACAAUAAAAGGGUCUUUGGG
This is a messenger RNA of Ostrinia nubilalis (European corn borer), 1558 nucleotides long. Its product is annotated as facilitated trehalose transporter Tret1-like. The coding region runs from base 20 to 1039 and encodes 339 amino acids. The transcript has 3 exons. Lineage: Eukaryota; Metazoa; Arthropoda; Insecta; Lepidoptera; Crambidae. Gene Ontology annotation, biological process: transmembrane transport. Gene Ontology annotation, cellular component: membrane. Gene Ontology annotation, molecular function: transmembrane transporter activity. The record is from RefSeq and is a predicted model, not a curated record.